Molecule: messenger RNA, 13929 nt
Organism: Xyrichtys novacula (pearly razorfish)
Lineage: Eukaryota; Metazoa; Chordata; Actinopteri; Labriformes; Labridae
Source: the annotation of a GenBank genome assembly
AGUCUCUAUUUACCUCUGUGUUAAUCCUCUCCCCUCUCACAUCCCCCCUACUCCCUUUCCUCUCGCACGCGCUCUCUCUCUCUCUCUCUCUGUCUGUCUCUCUCUCACUCCUCCCCUCUCUCCUCUCAAAGCCAGCAGGCUGCUAUUUGAUCCAGACUGCUUGUUACAUGAUCUCCUGGAAUACAACAACGCUCCCUCGCUGCACGAUGGCUUUUUGGGAUGUUCUCGCUCUGAGGUGCAGGGAGCACGAGAGGAUGACAGAUCCACGCUGAACCUCCAUCGUCUGACCUUUCCUUCCCCUUCCCUUCCUCAGAUCUGAACCCGUCUUUUUCGUCUGUCUCCUCAUCAUCCCUCUCAGGACCCCCUCACCCCUUGUCUCCUGUCGCCCCCUCGACAAUGUUACCAUGCAUUAACUGGCUGCAGCCUCUCCUCGCCUUGAUCUCCUCUGCCUUGCUAACUCGAGCCAACAACUGUCCAUCCAGCUGUUUGUGUCCGGAUCACCACACCGUGGACUGCACCGGUCAAGGUCUAACCAGAGUCCCAGACUCCAUCCCUCUGGAUGUCCGCCGCCUCCUGCUCUCCAACAACUGGAUUCCCUGGAUCCCCUCAGACUUUCUGGUCCUCUACAGUGAUCUGGUCUACCUGGACCUGAGGAAUAACACCCUCUCUCAGCUGGAGCCAGGGACCCUGACCACCUCUUCCAGAUUGGUCUUCCUGGACCUCGGGAGCAACAACCUGACAGAAAUCCCCUCUGGAACGUUUGGGGAGUCCAGGAGUCUGAUAAAACUGCGACUGGGUAACAACCCCUACCUAACCAUGGUGGACAGGGACGCUUUCACAGGGCUGACCUCUCUGAGGGAGCUGGAGCUGGAGAGGAACGGUCUCACAGAGCUGGAUGUCAGUGUCCUGGAGUCCCUGCCCUCCCUCCGGGUGCUGCGUCUGGAGGGGAACCCCUGGCUCUGCAACUGCCAGUUUGCCAAACUGUUUGUAUGGCUGACAGAGAACCGUCACAAGCUCCCAAAGGGUAAGAUAUAAGCUGCUUAGAGAACUAACACGCAGUCUUUCUCCCACGCUAGAGCAAGGGAAAUCAAAUCAUUUCCAAAGAGUCAUUUAAUCUCAACACUUCACCCAGCUGCCGAAAUUAGAACAAAGGGAAUACAUUCGUAAAAACAACACAACAUGUGACUGCAAGCUCGUCUCCAUCUUUGUGUGCUGAGGUAGAAAAACACCGUCUCCGGUGCACUAUUUGUUGGUCCAAAAUGGUGAAUAGGGAGACACUUACAUCUCCUGUUGUUUGCUUGAGGUGGCAUUUUUGGGAAUCACCAAAAUCUCAUUAUGGACGACACAAAGCUACUGUGAAAAUGAAGGUGUUUGUAUAAACAUUGAUGCCAUUUUCUCAGCAGGGUGAAGCAGAUUUACAAGAGUGAGAAUGUUUUUCAGGCUAUCUGAAACAUCAUAUACAUGAGGUUGCACACAAGAUUCAAAUCCUGCAUCACAUGUCAAAGAUUUCCCCUGAUAAAUGCAGAAACACCUAUAGGAGUGCUUUAUUUUCUCCAGACUGAAACAUGGAAAGGUCUACAUUGUUGACAUCAAGCUUUGCACAGGUAGACCUGCAGCUGCUAAUGCUGGGACAUGUUUUCUUUCAAUAUUUUUGAUGACUUUGCAGCCCUUAGAUAACCCAGCACAUAAUCUUUACAGCUUUUAUAAUAUGACACUUUGACAGUGAACAGGGCAGAGGCGUGUAGUGUUAGAGAAAGCUGGUUUGAUGAAAACAUUGCCAAAAAAGGCUCUUAAUAGACUCAAAUCAUGCAUGCAACAAGUAAACCCAAUAACUAGAUAAGAGCUUCAGAACUGUUAAAGUCCAAAAAUGAUGAAACACAUUGGGAUUUUCUUUUACAACAUAUAUCUAAAUAAAGAUGCCAUGAGUGCAAAACAGUCUCCCGCUGAGCUGGUGCAAGCAUAGGUAGUUCUUGCAAUUCCUGUGCAAGAAGCAGCAUCUUUGUGUUGUCUUUUUUUCCCCUCCUCUCUAAGCUGAAAUAGAAGCUUUCGCUGCUGAAGUUCUUAGCAGGAUGCAACUCUUUUUCAUCUUGAUGUUUUGCUUUCUUUUGCUCAAAAACUCAAACUCAUGGGAUUAUCUCCACAAAGUAAAUGCUGUUCAUUGACCAUCAUCUUACUCAAGCACCAGUUGAAUUUGCCAGUUAUGCAUGCAUACUGACACAGAUGGAGGUUUGCCUUCAGAUAGUAUGCAGCCGUAAACAGAAACAGAAAUGGUGCAAAUGCUUCAAGGCUUUUCGUUUUUGCAAUGGCAAAAGAAAAAUAUGACCCUUUCUAGGUAAUUUCAAUGAAAAAGUAACUAAUAGAUCACUUUAAUUUCAGAAGCAAAGCAUCUUGUUGCCCUUUAAAGCGUAAAAGUAAUUGGAGUACUCUGGCGGAGUACUUUGUUAUCCCCAACACUAACAUUAAGUGCUGAUGAGAAGCACUCUAAAAAGUAAUGUUAUGAGUGCUGUCCUAGCUAAAAAAAGAGUCCAUCAGGUCCUGAUCAGGAUUACUUGACUGAUUCCCAUCAUAGUCACCUGUCUUAGCUCUUUUUUACUCUUCAAUCACACCGACUCUCUCCUGUACGGUGAAAGCAUUACAGUGGUAAAGAUAUGUUCUCAGCUGGGCUCUGGUGUCACUUGAGGUUAAAUAACAAGAGAAAAGUACAACACAGCCUACAUCCUGUAAACACAAUCCUCUGUUUACACCUGCCAGGUCACAGCUGAAGGAGCUGCAUGGCCCAUUCAGAACUGGAGCACAUCUGAUGCUGUGACACCACAACACUGACACUACCGUAGCCAAAAACGGAACUCUCUCUCAUGCAUUAAGACACACACACCUAUGCACACAAUAUGUUGACAAUAAGUGGCUGUAAGAUUUAGGUGAGCUUAAACAAACUCAGAAAUGUCUCUAUCACUCACUGAUUCACAGCUGUUACGUCCAUGCAGAAAUGAUUUGUGUGCUUGUUUUUAUCAUGAGUCAUGUUUUUUGUUCCCCUUUGUAGUUUCAGUCUAGCUUUGUUCAAUAAAAAGUAAACAUUUUUAGUCAUAACUAUUCAUCAAAAUGUUUAUCUUCUUUAAAAGAAUUCUGUAAAUUAUAAUCUUUAGAAACUACCAUCAGGGUGGUAGCAAGUACUUAAAUCUGUGGUGUUCCACUCUUUAACACCUAACACAUAAAUGAGUUAGAAUCCAGACUUGAGGAUCCAAAACGCAGUUCAGUCCAAGACAACUUGAGGCCAAGACAAAAACAAGUCCCAUGCGAAUCAGACACUGCAUGACUGGUUUAAAAUAACUGAUGGUGCAAUGUGAUCAAGGUAAAUAUACUUUAUUAUUAUUCUUUUUCCUGGCCUUCUGAACAAAUUAUGGGCAGUGUUUUGUAGCAUGCAUCAAUCAUUUUUGUUCUAUCUUUAGCAAACCUUGAGACACUUGACGUACCUCAGCAAAAAAUCAAUCUUUCAACACACUGGUAAUCAUGUGCUGAUGAUAAACUUGGAGUAACAGUUCAACUUUCAAGUUCAAUGUUGUGCCAAAAGUUUCACAUAUUCUUGUUACUCUGACUGUUCUUUACAGGGUGGUGUUGAUAGUCUGGAGGGCAGGUGUGCUGGCUUCUGUUCAGUUCCUCAUAGGUGCUAGUGGUCCUAAGUGUCAUGGGGAGAGAGGAAACAUUUCAUACAAGACACCUCAGACAAAUUUGUUACUGUUAGUCCAAUUAUGUUUGAAAAUUAAAAUGUUUUGCAUCCAGUUUUUCUCAUCAUGAUACAUUUGGCAAAAUGCACAGUGAUUUAUGAUUAUGUUAAUGAUGAUGAUGAUGAUGAUGAUGAUGAUGAUGAGGGCAAUGGAGACCCUCAAAACAUGGUCUGCACAGCCUCUAUCUGGACUGGUUUUGUUCUUCUGUGUGUUCUUAUCAGUGUGCUUAAUUUGCAUGCAUUUAUCUGCACCUGAAUUCACACAUCUGCACAUUUCAUUACAUGUCCAUUCCUGCACCUGCACAUGAGUUUGCUGGCAUGUUGUAUGUCAGUGUGUACGUGGUGUCCAUAUGAAUAAGCAUGUGUGCCCUUGUAGGUGUGUCCCUGCAUGUCUCUUUGUUCACGCAUUAUGCAUGUUUUUAGUGAUUGUAGUUUCAAUUUUGUUGGUGUUGUCUCAUCAGUGUGUGUUGCUAUGUGUGUGUGUAUGAGGGGGUGUGUGCCUGUAUGUCAUCUCUUGCAUGUCUGUGUGAGCAUGUGUGAGUCUGUCUGCCUGUUAUAGCUCCACGUGACUGGAAUAUCACCAAGCAAUGAGGUCACCAAGUCCCUUUUCAUGUGGAAAACCCCUUCUGGUCGUACAGUGACUCACACACACACACACACACACACACACGCACGCACGCACGCACGCACGCACGCACGCACGCACGCACGCACGCACGCACGCACGCACGCACACACACACACACACACACACACACGUAUGUUUGACAAUGAUGUCUAGUGACUCUUGGGUACAGCAGAGCUUCAGAAGAGUCAGGAUGAAAUGUUGGUGCAUGUCUGAACACAGAAGACAGGAUGUUUUCGAGGUGCUAGCAUACAUCAGGACAGAGAAUACGUCACUCAGUUUUUUAAUUCUUGGUUUGGUCAAACAAUGUGCAAGGAUGUUGUCUGCAGAGAAGGUAAUAAAUUCACUAACAGAUUCAGUGAUCAUGUUCACUCCUGGGGUUAAACACUCAUAGAACAUCUAGGCCUGCAGCAUAAAUGUGGUUCAGACUAGACCUGGAUUUCUGUCGGUUUGUAAGUGAUAAAAGCUGGACAAUGAAACCUGCACUGGGUGUUUCUAUGGUAGGGAUAGAAAUCAAUAAUAUUUGACUGGAUGUUGCAGGGACACAGAGUUAAUUGAUGGAAAGCUGCCGGUCUCACGAAGGGAGUGGAUUUUACUGUCAAUUUCAAAGCUGAUAUUGUGAACACGCCAAUAUUCAGUGUGUAUAACAGUGUUUUUGACCGCUCCAGUCUCCUGUCCGAUGUGGCUACUACCUUGGUUGUCAUUCAUGCUGACUGCCUCUCACACUGCGUUACGUUAAACAAAGUGAACCAUUAGGCAUUAAGCAAAUGAUAUUGAUGGCUCCGAUAAGUGAUUACCAGUUCUUAUCCGCAACAUGAUUUUGAUUCCUGGCCCAACACUGCAAAAAGCUGUACACAUUGACAGCAGGGACCAGUAUGUUAAUCAAGGCUUGUGUGAUUUAAGAGGAUGUUUCCAAUGUGAUAUGGGAGCACUGUUUGAGUAAAGCUUUGAUGCAUUUAGACUGGUAUUUAUGUUGCAUCUGGGUUUAUCCUUACCCCAAAAUUGUCCCUUUUUUUUGGCUACUGGGUGGAGUUAGGGGUGAUUUUACUUCUCAGGAGAUGAUCUGAUUUGUUUGAGUAGAUACUAAACAUGCAAUAUACAAUCAGUGUAGUGUUGGAGAAAUAUGAAGACGACUGAGCAUGUGGAUGGUGAAGAGGAACAAAACAAUCGCCAAUCAAGAAGUAAGCUGAAUGUAGAGGGGAGACAAUCAUGACUUAAAAGUGUAGUGUUUAAUAGACGUCAGAAAUUAAGACAAUCCAGUUAAUUAGAGGCAGCAACACAAGUGUUUACUGGAGUGUUCAGAUCAAAUCAAAGAGAGAGGAGUUCAAAAAAGGUUCCUCUCAUCAAAGAUGUACCAAAUAGCUAAGUAGCUAAGAACAUUAAGCUUGACAACCAUCCCAUCCUCCACCAUGUGUUUACUCUGAAGUCAUUUUUUGACUGUAAAAGAUGUUGUUAGAUUUCCAGCACAGAGAUUCUGGACUCUUGUAAUUGGGGAAAAAAUUUGUUAGUGUGUGCUGUGCUGUAUAAGUUAUGUCUCUGCUUUUUAUAAGAACAAAACUGUUCAUUUAAUCUGUCGUCAUUUAUGUCUGGACCCUCUCACAGUUUCAAAACCAGGCAAGAGUUUAAGAAUCUUUAGUGUGUGUGUAAGGCUUUAGUCAGGAAGCGAUUACAGUGCCAAAGCAAGGCUUUUUUUCUUGAAAACUAUAAGCUAUUUUGCUUCCUUUGCUACUCGCUGUUUUACUUAAAACAAAAAGCUCUUGUAAGGAACUUUUUCAUCGAUCUUCUGGCUCAUAUCUUGUUGCUGAACUUUAAGUAUUUGAAGUUGAAAAUAAACAAAAAGCAAUUUCUUUAGUGUCUUACAGGCAUUAGAGAACCCCAUAAUGUCAUUUUUAAGUGUCUCAGCUGUCUCUCAGCAAAGUUUUGAAUUCAGGUACAAAACUAUCACAACCUCAGUCUCUGUGGAGGAUCUGCAGCCUCUCAGUUUCUAAAUCCAUUGCCCCUGCAGUGAUCUGAGUGGACUGAGAUGCUAUGACAAUAAGAGGCUGUGCUAAUUGGCUGUCUGAAUGUUGCCUAAGUGGGGAGGACACAGACAAAUGCAGACGGAUGCAGAGGUGGGAAAACACCCAAAACAAAUGUGGCAAGUGCUCCAGAAGAACCAGUGCAUGACACAUGAAAUCAAGAACUAGUUACAACAGCAUCGCUGGGAGUGUUAGAUGAAAAUUACCAUUGUUCCUGUUUUCUUGCCUUUUUUGUGUAACUUUAUGUGGUCAACCCUCAUUGUUGAAGCAGUCUGAGGUGAAAUGGUUGCACCAAACAAAUAAAUGAGUGCAAACUGAAGCAUUUUUUUACUUAAAAAACAAUCACUGUUGCUUUUUGUUCUUCAGUGCUUGGACAAAUUGUGGACGCUUGUGUUGGCUUUUGCAACCAACAACAGAGCAGUUGGCGUGUCUGGUUCUAACCUUUGACUUCUUGACUCUGCAACGCAGAAGCAAAACCACAAGAGUGUAGGUGGGAGCAGAAACGCUCGAGGAGUAGGAGUGGGUGCACUUUUGCAUGUAUGCCCUUGCAAAUCACUCCUGUAGUUAUGUCACCACAGAAGCACAUCCAAUCUCCUUGUAGGAGCUGUUUCUCAGUAGGUGGGCAACAGAAACAAUGCAGAGGCUUUUUCUCUUCCACACUCUCUGGGUUUUUAUGCUGAAGGAUUACUCAGGAAUAAGAAUACUGUAUGUUUCUGCAAGGAGAAAAACAUUAAAAUACCAAAUCAUUUUGCUGAUGGUCUUUUUUGAUGAUUCGGGCAACUAAAAGGCAUUAUUUAUUAGGCUUUAUUUCAUUAACACAACGUAGCUCCAUGCAGUUUUUAAAGCUGAUGUAAAAAGGGUAAAAUGUGGGAGGAACAUCUCAGAAGUCAACUAGAGCCAAGCAGCAGUGCAAAGUAAUACAACAAACAGAAACCUGCUGCCAAAUCUUUUAAAUCUAAAAGGCGUUCUAAAAAUGUUGUUGUUUGUAUCACUCCUACGUUACACAAUCACUGUGCUGCAUAUCAAAAUGUAGAAGAAACAAUAUAAGCAUGCUGUAAAUUAAUAAUUGACUGUACUGUGAUGCAAACAUGAGAUGUAGUUCUGCAAAGAGGAUGCAGUCUGCAGGUAAAAUCUUUUUGGAUCCCUUCUCAAAAAGAGGAUUAUUCUGUGAACUGAUUCUCAUCAGCAAGACAAAUCUUCAAAGCAGCAAAUAUAAAAAUAAUCAGCAAGUUUCUCUCAUGUUUUCUACUGUACAUGUUGAGAACAUGAACACCCCCAGGCAUGAGUGGUCCCCUGAACUGCAACACAGUAUGGGGGCGUGCACGUCCACAUGCUGGUCUGCAGCUGUCAGGGUCUGUCCUGCUGAGUGAUCAAAGGCUUACUGUUGCUUUGAAAUUACCCUAGUUAACUCUAGGAAUGUGUAAUUUAGAGUAAUACACAUGUUUGUGUGUGUGUUUGUGUGUCCGUGUCUAUGUGUCUGUGUCACAGAACUGCUGGGAGGAGCAAUUACAGCUUCAACACUUGGUUAGGACCAGGCUGGAUUAUCAGUCUCUAUCUGAGGAGUUUAGAUUAGGCAGGGUGUGAUGUGUGUGUUGUAAGUCUACUUUCUAAUGUGAACAUUAAAACACAAUAACCAGAGAGCCUCAUAUUUUUUGACACAUCUAAAUGACUGCUCAUGUAAUGGCAUAGCAAACUGAAACUAAAUUUGGAGUUUGUUUGAUGAAAGAAUUUUUCCUAAACAUGUACAAAACUCAAACAGAGUGGCUAUGGAGGCUUGAUCAAAAUUUGAUGCCUCACCAUUUUGCACCAUAACUUAACUACUAGGCAAACACUAACAGCAUGUCCACCUGUCAGUCAAAUCGGCACUUGAAUAUCAUUCAUAAAAAUGGAAAAUCUGGAAAAGUCACCAUCUUAAAGUGCCACAAAUAAAGAAAUGAGAUACCGAAAUGGGAGACCGAAACUGCUUUUGUACCAGGCUGUAAACAUGUCCAACUACUAUAGAAAUGGACAUAUUAAUAUGGGCUGCAUGUGGUUUCUUUGACUUCAUUGCCAGUCUUAAGCAAACUGUCAAUGAAUUGCUUCAGAAGAAUUAUUAUCAGCUGGGCUGUCAGCUGAUAAGGAAUGGCACUAUUGGACUAAGGCCCAGCAUGGCAUUGUGGCGCUCUUGCCUGCUUGACUUGAGACUUUGCUAAAUUAUAAUGAAUUUUGCAUGGUCAUCCCAUCAUGAAUUUUGCAGACAGGCCCAACAGUAUUUUUUUAAGGUUUUAAGACUUUUGGUAGCAUUUUGCCUUGACCUGUCAACUAGUACACAAAGGAAGGAUAUGAUAUGGGAUAAAAAAGAUGACUGAUGGGUGCAACAGAUGUCUUCCUUAAGAAAAACAAACUGAAAAGGCCAUUGGGGCAAUCAACACCUCAAACACCGGUUCAUUUCAGUCAAAGUGUCUUAAAAAUGAGAACAGACUGCAGACAGUUUGGUAUCAGCUGCCUCACCUGCUGUUUUUCUGUCUUUUCAGGUAUGGAGGGGAUAGAGUGCUCCCUGCCUCUGGAUGGUCGUCAAGUUCCCCUCAGUUUGCUCUCUGAGGAAAGCUUCCGUGAGUGCCGCGGCACCCUCACCCUCACUGACUACCUCAUCGUCAUCUUCUCCGGCAUCUCUGUCUCAGUAGCAGCCAUCAUGGCCAGCUUCUUCCUCGCAUCCACAGUCCACUGCUUCCAGCGCCUCAGCAAAGGCAGCAAAGGAGAUGAGGAAGAAGGGAAUGACUGAUGGAGAAAGGAUUAAGGAAAAUGGAUUGUGCUAAAGCUCAAGGGUUGGAACCAGAACUCUUGCAUGGAGGUCCUGUUUUGGAUGAAAGAGAACUUGACAGUACAUGAAAGAAAGAAGAGGUCUCACAAGUCCUGGACUGGUUUGGGUGACAUUGGUUAGGCUUGAAUCACUGUGAACUGGUAUUGGUUUCACUGAAUGUAGCCAUUUCUAUGACUGUGUACACUGCUAAUAAUUGAGACGCUGGUCUGUGAGACUGUUUUUGUGAGAAACUGAAGAGCUGUAGCAAUUCAGACGUUUUUGCAAAAUGUAUUCAGUUACUAUCAUCAACACAGAUAUUUUAAAUGUAAACUAGAUAGAGGCAAUGGAGAAACUGACAUCCUGUAUGUGGGAAAUUCGUGUAAUUAACAAUAAGUACAAUCUUUGUUGGUGGUAGAACCACAGUUUAUCAUUGGCCAUGACCUUCAGAAGUAUUCACAGACCUGGGAGUAUAUGUAUCCAACAUGGAAAGGACCAGACAUAAACAGGGUUAGAUAGUAAAUCAGGUGAUAAUUUUGUUAAAUUAGACAAUCACACUCCCUAAGACAUGGUAGAUGGUGUUGGACCAAUCCAACUGUGUGCAAAAGAAAGCUUUGUACACAAGAAGGCCAAAGGACACUAUCAUGGAAGUUUUCAAAAUUGAGAAUAAGAGGAGAGAGAUACAAGUAUAGGCUUUUCAUAAGAAGCAUUAGUUGUCUUCCAUUAUAACACACCACACUAGGUAAAGCCAAUAAAUGGCCAACAUGUAGUCCGAUCUUUCCCAUACUGAAACCCAAGAUGGACUCUUGGUGUUCACAGUUGUAAACUACAGGUCUGUUAAAUUUUAGAAGUUUGGCUUCGACCAAGACCUCUACUGAGAGGGGCUUACUGUACCGCUGGUGGCGAAGUGCCUUGCCCAACAGCCGAUUGGUUGUUAAAAAAAAAGGUUAAGGAUUUAAAAGACUUGCAAAUGGGCUUUCUGGAAUAUCCAUAUAUUCAUUCUUCAGCUCAUAGCUUUUGUUUAACAUGAACUUUUUACUGAAAUAACUUCUUUUUGCACCUGUACAUACAUUCAGAUCUGGGCCAGGAGACUUUGCACACUGCUAGGGUGAGAUGUGGUAACUUAAGAGUUACUACCAGUAUACUGCAUUUGAUACCGGGGAGUCCUCUAUGUUGCUGGUUCACUGAUGUUUAUAGAUAUCUUAAGUUCUUACUCUUGAAAGUAAUGAUUCUUCCUGGCUGUGCAGACUCAUGAUGAAUCUGAGCAAUGAGAGCAAUAACAUUCCAGUACAGCUAAUGGUAGCAAAAAUAAUCUGGACUUUUUUUUUUUUCCUCACUGAGCCUUUCUUAUAAAAGCAACAAAUACCAGUUAAUGCCAACUCAGAGAGACAAUCUGCAGGGGGCAAGCACGCCUUACAUAGUACAAGAAUCUAGAUUCAAGCCAUAAAACCUGCUGAAGUGCUCAGAAGUAGCAGUAUAAUUUACGUCUUUUUGUUUUAACAGGUUACUGGCAGAGUCCCUCUUAUCAUUUGUCAAGGAACUAUUGGGGGGCCAACAUAAAUAAGGGCAGUCCUGGUACCACAAACCCAAUGUGUUCUGAUUCACAUGUCUGCCACAAUACAAGUCGUGAAGGGAGUUAUCAGUCUAACUGAAUCAACAUGCUUACAAGUCCUCUGUGGCCCGUGAGAAUCUGGUUCCUGCCUCUUGUCAAAGCUUUUGUGGGAGUUUAAGGGCACAUGGACACGCUGACAGAUUAUAAUACUAUAUCUGACAAAGGAGAUUAUUAUUUUGGAAUCUGGCUGCAGGGAUUUUCUCCGAUUCAGACAUAAGAGCAUUAGUGAGGUCCAACACUGAUACUUGUUGUGCUGACUCACAACACCCAGCCAACAGGUCCAAGUGGGGCCCUUGUGAACUCAUCGGGGUUACAUUGGGAAAAGAGUAGGUUUUUAAAGCAGUCAUGAUAGUAGGUUGGUCCUUGGGUCUGCCUAUAUGACUGGGAAAGGGCACCUAGUUUAGACCAAGAACAUGGAUACUGGAAGGCUCUCUAUGUAAUUCAGAUUCACAUGGGCCAUUUCUGUUGGACGACAAAGGCCUGUCAUCUUGGAUGGCCAAUAUCGUUAACUGAGGACCAAACUGUUGGCUGCUCCAGCGAGGAACAAGGUUGCUGAACAAAAGCCAGUCAAUAAGUGCAUUUCUGUGGGUGUAAGAAUCCCAUGUAGGAGCUUUGUUCUGGUUUUGAUCAAACGCUAGAUAUGGUGUUUGUAUGCUCACAGAGAAACCUGGUUAUUCAUAUCUCCUUGUACCCUGGUUCCUGAUUACUGCAUCUUAUUUGCGCAGUUGCCUAUGAUGUUGAUUUCUUUAAAAAAAAACAGCAUUUUCUUUCAUAGUUCUCCCCCUCUGAGCAUUUAGAUGAGACCACGGCAGCUACAGGAAUCACUGUUUGGUCUGUCCCCUCUGAACUAUUUGAGGUAGUGAAACAAAAUGACAUCCAUCAUGAAGUAUGACCUGCUCCCCUGAAGUUAUAAAGGGCUCAUUCUGAGGAAAUACACUAAUGAACACAAACUUUAUAACACCUCGUGUAUGCCAAGAUCUCUGAAGAUUUUAGCCCUUACACACUGAACCUUUAAUAAGAGCUUGGUGCUAGCCCAAACCAGGAAAUUAAGAGCCAAGUUUCCAAUAAAGAAUAGAGGCAGGUGUCUCAAAGCACUAAGCCAUAAAAUACAUUUUUUGCUAAUGGAGCCACAUAAAUCCAAAUUGUGCAGAUUUGAAGUUCUCAUCCAUGUUCUCGGUCAAAUAAAACAUAAUUAGAAGUCACUUGCAUAUCACUAAAUAUACAUAGAACACAGAGACUCUGGCAUCAUAUCGACUGUUUAAAGUCACUGUGAGGAGUUUUCAUGUUGUGUUGAUUCUGAUGACCUCUGCAUUUCCCAUGAGCACAUUGCAAUGACUAACAGCUUACAAAAGGUGACUGAACAUACCAGUAACAUGAAGCCUGAUUCAUACUUAUGCACUGAAUGGUUUUCAUUGCUUUCUACCUCUGCAGAAGUCUUUGUGUAAGGUCUGGCAUGCAACUCCUCAGAUCGCAAGGAAGCCCUGUGAUUUGCCCACAGGGUACCAUUGAAUUUCCCACUAUCCAUAUAUUCUUUCUUCUCUAAUGUCUCUGCUCAUGUCAUGUAUAAUGAACUCCAUCUCAUCAUUAUCAGCUCCAACUCUAAGAAAGUCAGUGUGUUCCAUUUGUUUUCAAUCUCCCUGUUUCCAGGUGCACAAACAAGCAGAGAAUGUAGCAUAAACUGGUGAUACAAUAGCACAGAAAUCACACUACCAACUUGCAUUUUGGCAGAGUACUGCUGAGAGACAUUGACAGUGAUGCUCAUGUCGGCAUAGGCCACCACAGUGUGCCAAAAGUAUGAGCCAAGCUUAAGAAUGACACUGUUUCACUCCCUGUUAAAAACUCCUCACAGUUACUUAAACAUGACCUGAUGUUACAAACGCACCUUCGGUUCACUGUCGGCGACCGUCAUUUUCCUUCUACUAGUUAGAGAAAUGCUUCAGAGAUGUGGCAUCAAUUGUAGCAAAGUAACUGCCAUCAUCCAGUAGUGCCUUAAGACGAUGAAGAGCCACUUUAUGUUGUUUCAGAGGAAAUCAUAGAUUAUAGUCCAAUCAAGUCAGUGUUCCAGCACUUUUUAUGAUCAUACGAAGAGAUUAUGAGAUGUACAAAUACUAUUUUAUGGACAUGUUGGGCUUUUAAAUAUUCCCUUCUAGAUAAAAAAAAAUAUUGAGUAGACUCACCUCUUGAAAUAAAUCCUCUACAAUUAAUUGAAGAGCAACAUACAUGUGCAUAAUCAGGAUAUCUAACUAUUGUCCAAGAAAAUUUCACAGAGAUUUUGUCAUGUGUUUCAAAUACUUAAGGAAAAAUCUGAAGAUUAUAUUUGAGUGAAUUUUGCUUUGUUGAGUUUCUUUUAAAAUAUGCAUUUUCCAGUCUGGGGGCUGACUCUGAGCCAAGAUCCAACACUGACCAUAGCCUCAGUAGCUUUGCAUUUCUUCCAAUCAGUGUCUCAAUGUGUAUUUGGUAAAUUUGCUCCAUACUGCCAAACAGAAGUUCAAGGUUUCAUCAACAAGCGACUAAUGUUACACAGUUAAUAUUGUGAUUAGAUUCAGUCUAAUUCUGUAACUCUUAAUGGAUAUAUCUGCAUGUGUGAGUAUUUUUAUGUUCAUUAAAUCUGUAUUAUUUUGUUCCAAUGUGGUGACAUCAGAAAGCUCAGUUUCUCUGUCUUUAUGACCGGAUAACACACCAUAACAUGGAAUAUUGUUUGCAUAUUUGUUGAUCUGAUCACCAAAAGACUAUUUUGCAGAUUUUCAUCUUUGUUUGUGGACUUCUGCCCUGAUUUUACCUAAUUUUGAAUGCCCAGUCUCAUCUCAAUAUCAAUCUUUUUCUCAGCAAACUUGUAUUGUCUCUUCUCUUGAAAGGCUUUGGGAAAACAAACCUCUGUGAAUGAGCAGUGAAUCAACAGCAGUGGUACUCUGUAAGUAUCAGUGUCGGUCAUACUCGAGGCGAUGAAUGCCAGGCAUGCAAAGACUCUCUGCCUCUCUGCGGACAAACUUUGUGUCCCAGUGUGCAAUUACUUGGGUGCCAACUAGAUUUGUAAUCUCUACUUUGAAAGGGCUUUAUGUGUUAUGAUCACUGAGAAUGAACGAGGAUUGUCAGGACUUUUCAGCGUGGAACAAGAGGUGUGGGUGACAGAGCAUAACAGAAAUUAUGUAAUAAAGUUAUUUUGCUUUGAAAUGUGAA